AUGGGCAAGGAUAAACAGAAAAGUAUAGAUGUAUUCUUUAAGAAGAAAGUAGCCUUUGAUGGUGCUACCAGUGAUACUCCUGCAAACAUAAUUUCUGAAAGUGAUGCACCUUCUCAUGAGCAACCUCCUUCCAAGUGUCAUAGAAUUGAGCAUGCUGAAGAAAUUAUUAUAGUCAAAAAUAAAAGUUUUGAACGUGAUCCAGGUAAGCGUAAGCCAAUUUGGGAAUAUUCAGCUAAUGAAGUUGAUGAGAUACGAAGAGCUUAUUUAAUAGCUGGGCCAUAUCAACCUCAAUGCUCCUAUCCAUUUUCAAAGGAAAAGCAUCCUCGACGUUUUCAAGCGUCUUGGUUCAAAGAAUUUUCUUCGUGGCUUGAGUACUCACCUUAUGUAGAUGCUGCAUUUUGUUUACCAUGCUAUCUUUUCUCUAAAAAGGUCAGUGGGCGACAUGGUUGGGAUGCAUUCACAAUCAAAGGUUUUAACAGUUGGCAUAGAGUUCAUAGUGGAAAGUAUUGUGCUUUUCUAAGUCACAUGGGAGAUGAUCCUUGUUCACAACAUACUAAUGCACUCAUCUCAUGUGUAGACUUAAUGAAUCAGUCUUGCCAUAUUGAUAAAGUUAUGCAUGCUCAAAGCUCCCAACAAAUUGAACAAAAUAGGCUGCGUGUUAAGACUUCAAUUGAUGUUGCUCGUUGGCUUACUUUUCAAGGAUGUGCUUUUAGAGGGCACGAUGAGACUAUUAAUUCAAGAAAUAGUGCUAAGUAUACCUCACCUCAAAUACAAAAGGAGAUUUUAUAUGUUCUGGCAAACAAAGUGAGAAAACAGAUUCGCAAAGAUAUUGGGGACUCUAAGUUUUGUAUUAUUGCGGAUGAAGCACGUGAUGAAUCCAAAAGGGAACAAAUGGCUCUUGUCUUAAGAUUUGUUGACAAAGAUGGAUUCAUAAAAGAGAGAUUUUUUGAUCUUUGUCGCGUUCAAGAUACAUCAUCUAUGACACUUAAAAAUGCUAUUACUGAAAUACUCUCACAUUAUUGUCUUGAUAUGCAGAAUAUCCGUGGCCAAGGAUAUGAUGGCGCUAGUAACAUGCGUGGUGAAUGGAAUGGAUUGCAAGCACUAUUUCUUAAAGAGUGUCCUUGUGCUUAUUAUGUGCAUUGUUUCGCUCAUCGAUUGCAAUUAGCCUUUGUUGCUGCCUCUAAGGAAGUUUCUUCUAUUUAUCAAUUCUUUCAGAACUUGAAUUUCAUCAUCACUAUUAUCACUGCUUCUUCUAAGCGUCAUGAUCAAUUCCAAGCUGCCCAAAUUUCCGAAUUUGAACAUUUACAGGCUAUUGGUGAGCUUGAAACUGGUACAGGUUCUAACCAGGUAGGUACACUAAAGAGGGCUAGUGAUACUAGAUGGGGUUCUCAUUUUUAUUCUUUAUGCAGUCUUCAACGUGGGUAUAAUGAAUCAUGUUCAGUACUUGAAAAAAUUUGUACUGAAGGCUCAAAUUAUUCUCAAAGAGGAGAUGCUACUGCAGCUUAUAAGAUGAUCACUUCUUUUGAGUUUAUUUUUAAUUUACUUUUGAUGAAGGAGAUCAUGGGUAUCACUGAAAUUCUUUGUCAAGCAUUACAACAAAAAUCUCAAGAUAUUUUGAAUGCUGUACAAUUAGUUUCAAGUACAAAGGAACUUAUUCAAGAAUUACGAGAUGAUGGUUGGAAAAGAAUACUUGAAGGUGUUGUUAAUUUCUCCAAGCUUCAUGAAAUAGAUGUUCCAGAUUUUGAUGCUCAAUAUAUUGAAGGUCGUGGUCGUCGACAACAUAAUCAAAUAACUAUUGAGCAUCACUAUCAUUUUGAUAUCUUUAAUCUAACCAUUGACUUUCACAUACAAGAGUUAGAUAGAAGGUUUAAUGAGCAAUCGAUGGAACUUUUAUCACUUAGCUCUUCAUUAGAUCCGAAGGAUGGUUACAAAGCAUUUAAUGUUGAUGAUAUUUGUAGUCUUGCAGAGAAAUACUAUCCUCUUGAUUUUUCUGAGCAUGAGAGAAUUAAUUUGAAUUGUCAAUUGAAGCAUUUUCACAAGGACAUCCCAAAACAUCCAAUACUUCAAAAUUUAUCUUCAAUUUCUGAGUUGUGUCAAGGAUUAGCUAAGACAGGAAAGUCAAAUUCCUAUCAUUUGGUUGAUAGGCUAAUUCGUCUUAUUUUAACUCUACCAGUUUCAACAGCAAGUGGUGAACGUGCAUUCUCAGCAAUGAAAAUUGUGAAAACAAGGCUUCGAAACAAAAUGGAGGAUGACUUUCUUGCAAAUAAUUUGAUUGUGUAUAUUGAAAGAGAGAUUGUUGAAACUUUUACUACAGAUUCUAUCCUUGAAGAUUUCGUCAAUUUAAAAGAGCGCCGUUUACAAUUUUAG
This is a messenger RNA of Gastrolobium bilobum, 2367 nucleotides long. RefSeq lists its product as uncharacterized. NCBI's taxonomy places the organism in Eukaryota, Viridiplantae, Streptophyta, Magnoliopsida, Fabales, Fabaceae. Gene Ontology annotation, molecular function: protein dimerization activity. The transcript is spliced from 2 exons. The record is from RefSeq and is a predicted model, not a curated record. Bases 1 to 2367 code for a protein of 788 amino acids.